Messenger RNA from Nicotiana tabacum (common tobacco), 818 nucleotides. Lineage: Eukaryota; Viridiplantae; Streptophyta; Magnoliopsida; Solanales; Solanaceae. The record is from RefSeq and is a predicted model, not a curated record.
AUGGUGAUGAUGUGCCACAAACAGCAGAAAAUUGUAGGAAUAUAUACCAUAGCAGAAGCAAUAACAGAAUCUUAUUCACAUGUUUCCUUUUCCCACGUAUAUUCUAACAAAAAAUUCUGUGCACUCUGCACAGGUGAGAAGGGUUUUGGCUACAAGGAUUCUGCAUUUCAUCGUGUUAUUAAAGAUUUCAUGAUUCAAGGAAGUGAUUUCGAUAAAGGAAAUGGAACCGGUGGUAAAAGCAUAUAUGGUCGUACCUUUAAGGACGAAAACUUCAAGUUGACUCAUACUGGACCUGGAGUUGUUAGCAUGGCUAAUGCAGGCCCUAAUACCAAUGGAAGCCAAUUCUUCAUUUGCGCUGUCAAGACCCCAUGGCUUGAUGAGAGGCACGUUGUGUUCGGGCAAGUUUUAGAAAGCAUGGACAUUGUGAAAUUGAUUGAGUCGCAGGAGACCGAUAGGGGUGACCGUCCAAGGAAGAGGGUUGUCAUCAGUGACUGCGGUGAGCUACCAGUGGCAUGAGGCGGGAAUACAAAUAUAAAGCACUUUAUUAUGUUAAGGCCCGUUGCCAGAUAUAAGAGGAUUCUCAGUACUGAGUUUUCAUCCAAAACCCGGCUUUUCCCUGUUCCUUUUUUGGGUCUCUGUAGGAUUUCGAAUUACAGGGUAAAAAAUUUCUUGCUAGUAGUGAGUAUGUUGUAUUCCUGUAACCUGGGCAGAUGCUAGUUUAGUUGACAUUGAAUAUACUAGAUGGUAAUAGACUUGUUGCUUCUAUACAACCACUGUUUGGAUUAUGUUUGUCUUGAUUAAUGUGAUGAAUUAGUGUU